Annulohypoxylon truncatum is the source of this 936-nucleotide messenger RNA. RefSeq lists its product as uncharacterized. NCBI's taxonomy places the organism in Eukaryota, Fungi, Ascomycota, Sordariomycetes, Xylariales, Hypoxylaceae. Bases 1 to 936 code for a protein of 311 amino acids. The record is from RefSeq and is a predicted model, not a curated record. The transcript is spliced from 3 exons.
AUGGAAGACGAUUCGAGUUUCCGGUACCGCGUGAACUACAGCGAGAACAUUGCGCCCAAGUACCCGGCCGGGUAUCCCGAUGGCCUUGAGGUCGUCCCACAUGCCACGCCGGUGUACCCCUUACCGGCGCACCCCCCGAGCCAUGUGAUUGGGAAUAGUCCGGAUGCAGAGGAGAAGUGGUCUCCGAGUUCAAGAGGGUGGCCCGAUGUGCCUGGAUCGGCGGCUACGGCGUUACCGCAGUCACCGUCAUCCGAUGUAGAAAGUCAUAAGGGAAAGGAGAAGAGACGGGUGCUGGGACUCACCGUUCCGCUGUUUUGGACGCUGGUCGUGAUCGUUUUUAUCAUCCUCGCAGCAGCCCUAGGCGGCGGUAUAGGGGGUGGACUGAAGGCACAGCAGCAGCAGAAGCUCACUAACAAUGCCUCAAGCGAUCCUGUAACGAACGGGACAUCAUCAUCUUCUUCAUCAGCAGGUGGCGCGACACCUACAUCUUCGCAACCUGCAGCGACGACGACGGUGACAUCAACGGGUCCUAUACCCUCAGAUAGCGGGUGCCCGUUAAUCAAUGGCCAGACGUACACACCUUACGCCGUAGACGGGAGUGACUUCCCGCUGCAGUCUGGGAAGGAGGGGCAGCAAUUCAAGCAGCAGUGCUACACGAACUACGUCUCUUCCGCGGCAGCGCAGACACACGAUAUUCUGAAGAUAUAUAUGCCGACGCUGGAGAACUGCAUUAUGGCUUGCGCCGCGUACAACGAAGCGUACGCCUCGAAUUUGGCGAAUAACACGGGUGUUGGUGGCGGCUACUGCGUGGCCGUAACGUUGAAUAAAAUCAACGCUGGAUUUUGUUAUUUAAAGAAUGGCACUACUACUAAUGACACGAUGGGACAUCCGGACUUAUAUUCUAGCGCUGUGCUGCUUAACCUCGAUACUUCCUAG